AUGCAAAGAGCUUAUAGAACAAGUCGUGACGAGAAAAGAACCCUAGAGCUUGCUCAUGGACGUGUCAGUAAGGCAGUGAUAUCAGAUUUUGCCAUGGCCACGGGACGCCUUAAAACGCACCAAAUUCAUCCGCCUGUUUGCUUUGCGCACCGCGCGGUUCUUUACACCCCUGAGGUUUUUCUACCCACACUUUCUUUUCUUUUUUCUUUUUCCCUUUGUCUUAUUACAUUAUUGGUUGUUUGGUCAAAACCGUAUUGGUGUGAAACCAUACAUAACUUUAUUUAG
This is a messenger RNA of Aspergillus niger, 285 nucleotides long. RefSeq lists its product as uncharacterized. The transcript is spliced from 2 exons. The coding region runs from base 1 to 285 and encodes 94 amino acids. Lineage: Eukaryota; Fungi; Ascomycota; Eurotiomycetes; Eurotiales; Aspergillaceae. The record is from RefSeq and is a predicted model, not a curated record.